AUGAGUCAGCCGCUUGAAGAAAAUCCCGACCCAGGAAUCCGGAAUCGGGACCUAGGAAUCCAGAAUCCGGAAUCCGGAAAUCCGGACCCGGGAAUCCGGAAAUCUGGACCCAGGAAUCUGGAAUCCGAAAUCCGGACCCAGGAAUCUGGAAUCCGGACACAGGAAUCUGGGAUCUGGAAUCGGGACCUAGGAAUCCGGAAAUCUAGGCCCGGAAAUCCGGAAUCCGGAAAUCUGGACCCGGAAAUCCGGAAUCCGAAAUCCGGACGCAGGCAUCCGGGAUCCGGACCCAGGAAUCCGAAAUCUGGAAUCCGGACCCAGGAAUCUGGAAUCCGGACCCAGGAAUCUGGAAUCCGGACCCAGGAAUCUGGAACCCGGACCCAGGAAUCCGGGAUCCGGACCCGGGAAUCCGGAAUCCGAAGUCCGGACCCAGGAAUCUGGAAUCCGGACGCAGGCAUCCGGGAUCCGGAAUCCGGAAUCCGAAAUCUAGACACAGGAAUCCGGAAAUCCGGACCCAGGAAUCCGAAAUCUGGAAUCCGGACACAGGAAUCCGGAAAUCUGGACCCGGAAAUCCGGAAAUCCGAACCCAGGAAUCCGAAAUCUGGAAUCCGGACACAGGCAUCCGGAAUCCGGACCCAGGAAUCCGAAAUCUGGAAUCCGGACACAGGCAUCCGGAACCCGGACCCAGGAAUCCGAAAUCCGGACCUAGGCAUCCGGGAUCCGGGCCCAGGAAUCUGGAAUCCGGAAUCCGGAAAUCUGGACCCGGAAAUCCGGAAAUCCGGACCCGGGAAUCCGGAAUCCGAAAUCCGGUCCCAGGAAUCUGGAAUCCGGACACAGGCAUCCGGGAUCCGGACCCAGGAAUCCGGAUUCCUUCUCCGGUCCCCUCUCGGGAGCUCCGAGAGGAGAGAACUGAUUGUUCCCUCUACUUUUUCUCUUCCUUUAUAG
This is a messenger RNA of Caenorhabditis briggsae, 942 nucleotides long. NCBI's taxonomy places the organism in Eukaryota, Metazoa, Nematoda, Chromadorea, Rhabditida, Rhabditidae. Bases 1 to 942 code for a protein of 313 amino acids. The record is from RefSeq and is a predicted model, not a curated record. The transcript has 2 exons.